Loa loa (African eye worm) is the source of this 1130-nucleotide messenger RNA. RefSeq lists its product as hypothetical. The record is from RefSeq and is a predicted model, not a curated record. The transcript has 6 exons. Lineage: Eukaryota; Metazoa; Nematoda; Chromadorea; Rhabditida; Onchocercidae. Bases 99 to 821 code for a protein of 240 amino acids.
CAAAUUGCAGGUUACUUUUGCCUUUACUUUUACCGGCGCGACGACCACCUCGCGCUUCCAGUACUCCGACGAACGCUAUAAGCAUUAACAGCAGAAUAAUGGUUUUGUUGAAUAAAGCGAAUUGCAUGGCACGAAUGCAUGUUGCGCCUUCCAUAUUGCGUUACGUGCAUCCAGCUUUUCGACGCUUUUUGACCAGAAGGGAACUUCGGCAAUGUUUGCGCAAGAAAAAUAUCGGUUUGGCAAAGAAGAUUCGUAAUCGUUCACUGCGUUACAACGUUCUGCCUCGGGCAGCUCCUUUCCUUUGUUCAAGAUGUGGCUUUGCAACAGCUGCGCUGAAAAGAAUUGAGGAACAUGUAUGCAUGAAGAAAAACAGUUCGGUGAAUGAUCUUGAACGAGACAUGAAAGUUGCGCAAAUGGCUGUGCGUAGUAGGUGUAAAGAUGCAAUGGCAGUACUAGAACGGAUACCAAAUCCGCAGUCGAUCCGACUUCCUAAGUUUCGUAUCCUCGAAAGCGAACCUUCAGAAGAGGUGUGCAAAAUGGUUUCUUUGAGCACUUCACUUCAUGACGCAUUACCAAAGAUCAUGAGUCCGGUAACAUGUUGUUCAAAUGACGAAGGAGUGCAGAAACGCUCAGGAGAUAAUUCAUCCAAGCAGAACGUAAAAGCAGAUCUUCAAAUGAGAUUGGGACUUGACAGAACUGAAGACUCACAUCUCCAACGUUAUCAAGUGGGACGUCACUAUGUCUUCGUUUUCUUACCAUCAGCUCGUGGCUUCUGUAGACUGUACGAUGUCGGUAGAGCGCAAAAUGGAAUAUCGAAUUAGCAAAUACUAUGCUGAACAAAUGCUGAACUUGUCUUGCACAGCAUGUGAGACAAAAUCAGAUAAAUUUGGAACAUUGGGAGAUUUUCAUGAGCACAUCAUGAAGUGCGGAAAAUGUCGUAGGUGAUGCUGAUAAUGACCCACCAAAAAUAAAAUUUCCCGUAGCUUUUUAUUGUGUUUUUAUCUUUUCAUGGCUUUUUUGUUGCGUUUUUAUUUUGAAAUGAAUGGAUAUUUUAAUGUAUUAUUGCUCUUAAUUAUAUUACUUUCCUUCAAAAUAUAUUACUCUCUUCCAUGCUAUUGUCAUCACUACAC